Messenger RNA from Hyaena hyaena (striped hyena), 700 nucleotides. It is a transcript of the gene NUPR1, whose product is annotated as nuclear protein 1, transcriptional regulator. The coding region runs from base 124 to 375 and encodes 83 amino acids. The record is from RefSeq and is a predicted model, not a curated record. NCBI's taxonomy places the organism in Eukaryota, Metazoa, Chordata, Mammalia, Carnivora, Hyaenidae. The transcript has 3 exons. Gene Ontology annotation, cellular component: nucleus. Gene Ontology annotation, biological process: negative regulation of cell population proliferation; negative regulation of cell cycle.
AGACAGGGCCUGAGGAGGACACGUGGCCUUAUAAGUUGGGGCCAGUGAACAGGGGGGUGUCCGGAAACCAGACACAAACAAAGCUUUGGGAGACGACAGAGAGACAGCAAGGGAAAGUCAAGUAUGACGGCCACCUUCCCGCAAGCAGCCAGCCCUGCGCAGCAGCCCCUGGGCCCGGAGGAUGAAGACUUCAGCCUGGAUGAGUACGACCUCUAUGGCCUGGCUCCUUCUUACCUGGGAGCGGGAGGCCGGAAAGGUCGCAGCAAGAGAGAGGCUGCUGCCAACACCAACCGCCCCAGCCCCGGCGGCCACGAGAGGAAGCUGGUGACCAAGCUUCAGAACACGGAGCGGAAAAAACGAGGGGCACGGUCUUGAGGCAGAGCUGGAGAUGAGGCCAGAGCACGGACACCACACAGCGAUGGAGACAGGACUUCGGAGAAUCGGCACCUGGGGGAGGGAUGCAGGACUGCUUGCCCUCCCACUCCACCCCAGGACUUACCCCACCUGACUGAGGCUCUGAGGGGCCACACAGGAAGCACCCCCAGCCCCAGGAAAAGGACAAGCUAGGGGUGGGGAGCAAGAGGCAGGGAAUGGAGACGCAGAGUCAAGAAAGGUAACCCCCCACCCCCCAAAGGAAAGACCUCCAAAGAAACUGGAACCUCCUAAGGGCGGAAAGGACAAUAAACAAAAUUCAGCAGUU